AAUUUUAUUAUUUUCAGAUCCGUAUACUUUGUAUAAAAUAGAAAUAAAACUAUCAUUUGUUAAUUUGAAUGUCAAAACUAUUCACCAUGAACGCACUAUCGUUCACAUACGUGCUACUGAUCUCAUGUUUUAUCGUCGUUUGCAACGCAAGUGUGCUUUCGUAUGACGUCGUUGUAUCCGAACUGUCUGAUGAUAAAGAAAUUAAUAAAGUUGAACAGGAAAUUUAUAUUGAUGAAGUUUAUAUGCUGACGACUACGCCUCCAGUAAUCGAAAUGGUGUACGAAGAAGAUUUAGAAAAAGAGAAUUCGUUUAAUGAAACCGAAUUCGUCGGGAGGUCAAACUAUAAUCUCACCGCAGAAGAAUUUGAAUUAGCUUUUGGAAAAGAAGGACAUUUUCCAGAGGAACAUAUGAAUUUCGACUUAGGUUUCGGCGCUGGCCUCGUAAACUCCAAAGAUUGGAGCAGUUGGACUUGUUGUCGUCCUGUCCUCAAUAUCCGAUCACGUGAGAGAGUUCGACAAGUGCCAAGAAUCGAAAUGGAAUACAAGAAAUGUAGCGAUGGUUACUGCAAACCGCACAUGUGCAAGGAUAAUGUAAAUGUUUGUGAAGCAUUUAUAAAAUCUAUGGGACAAGGAUUGUGCGACAAAAAUCAUAUGAUGUCGACGUUUAUGGGACAUCAUUGCCCUCUGACUUGUAACUUCUGCGGUGGAAGUGGUGAGAAGCCCACCGAGCCACCACGCCCAACUCUUCCACCUUGGAUGCAAAAUCCAUGGAGACCGAGAACGACAAAAGCAGAAAGACCAAUUUUUACCACACCGAGACCGCGUAUCACAACAACCAAGCGUCCAUCUCGCCCGUGGUGGAUGACCGAAAGACCAACUACAACCAGACGUCCGUAUUACACCACUAGACGCCCGAGAAUCACACAAAAGCCAUGGUGGGAAAGAAAAACAACUACCACGACUCCUAAACCAUUUGUUUCUGGAUCUUCCGGCCUGGUAAAAGUUUCAAUUUUCACCCACGACUUAAACGAGCCAUAUCCAUCCUACAUGUAUUCGAUUAGCUCAGGUGCUUAUCCUUCAAGACCCUGGACAAAUGUCAUACAAGGAAAUUCUGAGAUAUCACAGUUUUACCUCUACAAAAAACCCACUGAUACAUACAAGACGGCAGUCAAAUUUUGCUCCAGCAAAGACUCGACUGGUAACAGAAAAUGGGCUGUAACAAAAAGACGAUGCUCUCGAGGUUGGAAGCAAGAAUUUGUUUUAUACGGUUCUCUUUUCCGAACAUCUGAGUCUCAACUAUACUACGUCGGAAACAGGGGAAGACCACAUUGGACCUCCCGCGUAUCUAAGAAAUUCCCCUCAAAUGGUUAUACGUCAUCGGUCUUCUACUUCUAUGGACCAAAAAGUACAGACAAUGGACCAACUUUUCCAUCAAGGCCUACACCAAGACCGUUCAGCACUCGUCGUCCUAUCUAUACUAGACCAUAUACCACUUCACGAAGACCAGUUUAUACUCGUCCAUAUACCACUUCACGAAGACCGAUUUAUACUCGUCCAUAUACCACUACAACCAGAAGACCAUACCGACCCCAACCCACUUUCCCAUCUUUUACAACAACAAGACGAACCUCUCGACCAAUUGGUGGUGGACCUCAGCCAACAGACGCAUACAACAGAGAGUGCUUAGAAGCCCACAACUUUUUCCGAGCAGCACACAAUGUACCUGCUCUUCAAUGGUCCUCAGAACUUGCAAGGACUGCUCAAAGAUGGGCAGAUCAAUUGAAGCAACGAGCACCAGAGCGACCAGACCAAGCCAGGAUGGGUGAUCGUACCCGCAACUGGCCCCACUCUGAGUCCGACCAAAGGGGAACCUACAGAAAAGCAGGUGAUGGUGAAAAUAUCGCAUGGGAUCGUUCUGGAGAUGGUAGCCCCGCCAAAGAAUCUGUUCUUAGAUGGUACAGUGAAAUAUUCUAUUACAACCGAAACCAUCCAACACACUCUCCAGCUCCAGACAAGCCAGUCGGACAUUUGACACAGCUCUUGUGGAAAGACACAACGCAUUUAGGAUGUGCUAUGGCUACCACCAAAAUUGGAAGAUACAACCAACUAUCAACAUGGUCUGUUGCCCAUUACAGAAAAGGUGGUAAUAUGCGAUAUUCAAACAGCAUGUCAGCAACAUUGAGACUCUACAAUGAACAAGUUCCCGAUAUGAGAGCAGGUUCAUGCAUGACGAGAUCUGGAGCAUGUAACAACGGAAAUCAAUGUAUGGCUUUCGGACCGGCUCAAGGAAGCUGUGCUUGCACAAAUCAACUAGCUUCGUGUCGCAGCAACAAUGGUUGUAUAGCUUGGUGCAAGAACAGAGGUGGAAAUUGGAAUUGGUCUGAAGAAUGCCGAGGCGCAAAUAAAUGCUCGUGUACGUCAGACAGAGGAGCAGUCUGUACUUGAUUAAGAAACAACCCACAUAACGUCACUUCAUAAUUCUACUGUUGCCAGAUUGAGUUAAUUGAGCCCAGGUUCAUUAGUAAAGGAAUCUGUUUCGCUGUAACAAGAUGUGGGCACUGUUGUGAGCGACGAUAGAAUUGCUGUUCUUGAAAAUUUUUUUAUAGUAUUUAUUUUUUGUAGUGCAAUGUUAUUUUGUGCCAGGAGCAUUUCAUCUUUUGAUAAACAUUCGAAGUAACAAUAUCAUGUUCCCAUAAAAAUAAAAAGCUUCCGAGAAGCGUCAUUUUGCUUGAACAGAAUCAUCAAAACCACACUUCAUCUAGCAGUAACUAAAAUUUUAAAUCGCCUAUUCAACCUCUAGAAUUUUCACUCGCCUCACUCUAAGUUUUUAUUUGACUUCCUUUAUUUAUAUUCUUCUAUUUUAUUAAAUUGCAUUUAUUUCAUAAUACUUUACGUCUCAUGCAAGUUCGCCCUUAUUAUACUUACAUUAUCAAUUAUAUUCUUUUCGAAGAUUUCUUAAAUAAUAAAUUAAACAAAAACUCGUG
Messenger RNA from Styela clava, 2983 nucleotides. RefSeq lists its product as uncharacterized. NCBI's taxonomy places the organism in Eukaryota, Metazoa, Chordata, Ascidiacea, Stolidobranchia, Styelidae. The record is from RefSeq and is a predicted model, not a curated record.